GCCAUCGCCUGAAGCCAAAGCUACUGCCACUGCUCCCUCCUCUGCUCCAAGCCACCUGGUUCCUGCUGCCAGAGAGUCGUCAUGGGCUUCUGGAAGUUCCCCCCGUUCCUGGUCCUCAGCAUCCUGGUCUUGUACCAGGCAGGCAUGCUCCACUCAGCACCAUUCAGGUCGGCCUUGGAAAGUGGCUUUGUACCUGCUACACUCACUGAGGAGGAAUCGCGCCUCCUACUGGCUGCAACGGUGAAGUAUUAUGUGCAGAUGAAGGCCAGUGAGCUGGAGCAUGAGACAGAGGGCUUCAGCAUCACUGCCCAGAAGAGAUCAUGCAACACUGCCACUUGCGUGACCCAUAAGAUGGCGGGCUGGCUGAGCAGAUCUGGGAGCGUGAUUAAGAGGAACUUCAUGCCCACCAACGUGGGCUCCAAAGCCUUUGGCCGCCACCACAGGGACCUGCAGGCCUGA
This is a messenger RNA of Balaenoptera musculus (blue whale), 459 nucleotides long. RefSeq names its product calcitonin receptor-stimulating peptide 3-like. Gene Ontology annotation, cellular component: extracellular region. Gene Ontology annotation, molecular function: hormone activity; calcitonin receptor binding. The record is from RefSeq and is a predicted model, not a curated record. The transcript has 4 exons. The coding region runs from base 82 to 459 and encodes 125 amino acids. Lineage: Eukaryota; Metazoa; Chordata; Mammalia; Artiodactyla; Balaenopteridae.